AUAAAUGUGCUGUUGAUUUUAACGAAAACAAAUUUAUUUUUGUUUACUUUUUUAUUUCUAUAGUCACAAAGUGCUAUAGUGUUUCUAAUUAUUUAAUAAAAUGGAGCCUGAAAAGUUAAACAAUCAUAAUAACAACUUUCAAAAUUUCGUAAAAUUACAAAAGGGUAUUAUGGAAUCGUUUAUUGAUGGCGCCAAUAUUAUUUGCCCAACGGAACUUCAGCUUGAUGAAAUGCUUCAAUAUUUCAAUGAACAUUUUAAUGAAUUUCAUCAAAAAGAAAAUCUUCUUGUCGUAUUGGCUUUUAUUCACCGCUCCCUUAAGUUGUGGAUCAAUCGGGAGGAACAUUUAAGAAACGAUAUUGGUACUAUUUUGAUUAAUUUUAUAGAAGAUCACGGUGAAGAUGAGAGUGAUUUGAAUAUAGUUGUGCAAAUUGUUUAUCAAAUAAUGAACUCAAUAAGGACUUUUGGAAACAAAGAUGUUCCAAUAUCGGAAAGGUUAUUGUACCAUUUAACGCUAAUUAUGCAAAAAGUUAAAAGCCGUACGUUAAUUUCCAGCUGUGUUGCUUGCAUUCAACUUUAUUUGAAAAUGUUUCCAGAUAGCUGUAAAAUUCUCACAGAGUUAUGGACAAAUAUUAAGUGCAAAUUGGAAACAAAUGCAAAAAAAGACAUCAUACAUGAAACUGACAUUGAUAUAAUAAUUCAGCUUAUUGAUGACUUUCAUUUAAUUCACUCCAACUUUCAUGAAGAAGCAACAUUGAUCACUACCAUUCAGCAGCUCCUUAAAUCUGAUCAAAGAAAAUACAGAAAAUGUGGCUAUUUUCUCUUAAAGAAAGUUUUACAAUAUUUUAUUGAAUAUAUCAGUAAUGUGACCGCAAUGUGGACAUCUUGUGAUUAUAAUAAAAAAAUAGAGCAGUCUUGGUUAAUGUAUAUAACUAUACUAGAAAAUCUUGAAGAGGAACAAUCGCAUUUAAUAUUACCUUCUCUAGAGAAUCUCGAGGAAAUAAUACAGAGUAAACAUCUUAAAUCAUCUUGGUUAGAUAUAUUGUACAUGAGAAUAUUAACUCAUAAUAAUAAUUUGGUAUUGCGCUGGUCCAUUGAAUUCUUUUUGAAGACAUUUUCAUGUUCGAAUUUAAACGCGGAUAUAUUGAAAUAUUUCCUUAAUGCUACAAAUUCAACAUUACUUUACAACUAUGAAGGUUAUUUUCUUAAGAGAGACCUCUUUUCUUCAUUUUUAAAAGGCGAUUUAAUAAAUUUGCUUACUUUAUUGCCUGAAGUUGAGAACUGGAAAUCUGUGCCCCUGUAUAUAUGGCUUGAAAAUCUUAGUAAGGUACAAUUGCCAAAUUGUCUAAACCUCAAAGUGAUCUUGAAUAUAUGUGCUUGUGUUCGGAAAUUACAAAAUUGUACUGUACGACAAGAAUCAAUAAAUUUGUGUUAUAAAUUAUUUGGAGGCUUCAUAAUGCAUUUAUCUAUGGAGGAAUAUGUUACGUACGUAGAAACACUUUAUAAUUCUAGUGAUUACUAUGAUGAAUAUGAAAUGUUUUAUGACAAGAAAUCGUUAUUAAUUGAUGCAAAUCCAAAAUGUACCAUUUUUAAACAACGUUUCUAUGAAAUUUUCACAAACAGUUUAUGUGAAAAUGAUCAUUUGUUUUUGUUUCUGAAUGGUAUACCAGUGGAAAAACACGGCUGGCUAAAAUAUGCUCUCUUUCAAUUCGAAGUGGCGGAAUCUGAUGUAAAAUAUAUUAACAAUUUCUAUAACUUGGAUUUAAAUUCUCUUACCAAUUGUGAUCUACCAAAAGUCAUUAACAAGUUUCAAAAUUCUAUGCUCGAUUCGCCGCCAUAUGAUAAACAUGAACUCAGAGUGUGUAAUCAAGCUGCCGUUUCAUUUUACAUUUAUCAAAAGACUGAUUUUGCAAAUGAAAACGAUGAUACAUUACGUUUUAUAUUGAAUUCGGGGAUAAAAUUGGAUGUAUUGGGGACUUUUGCCGAAAAACUUCUAAAUAAAUGUAAAAAAGUUAUUGAUUUGUGGUAUAUUGAUGAACUUUUAAAAUACAACUAUAAAGUUGUACAAAACUGUGUUGCUGAUUAUCUGCAAAGAGUUUACGAUGAUGAUGUAGUUCAUAAAUAUGCCCUUACAAUUUUUGAAAAAUAUGAAUAUAUACCAAGUGCUUUCUCAAAAGUUAAUUUGCUCAAAAACUGUACAAAUGAAUUGUUUAAAGAGUUAGCGAGCAAAGGAGAAAAUAGAAUUGAACAAGCGUUUUGCCGUAAUCACUUCGACACUGAAAUACCGCCCGUACGCUCAUAUGUUUUGAAUCAAAUAAAAUCAUUUUGUAACAAGCAAUUUAUAUUAGAUUUAUUAAAAUAUCAUAUGGAAUUAACAAAGAAAAAACCGAGAUAUUUUGAAAAUUCAAAUGAACAUCGUAUCAAAUUGAGAAUUGCAAUUUGUGUCUACUACGGCUGUAACAAUAUUAAUAUAGUGGGUGGUGAUAUAUUAGAUCAAAUUUGGAACAUUCUAUUAAACGAAAAUAACCAAUUAAAUGUUGUUUACUUUUAUGAACAUAUUAUUGGAAAAUAUGAAAUUAGAGAAGAAGUCAUCUUGAGUAAAUUGCAACAGGCACACAGUUUAACCUCAUGUCAACAGGUAUCCAUCAUGUCGGUGGUAUAUACUUAUGUUCUAACAAGGAGAACAGAUCAUAAUACAAAACUUACUAUGGUGUCUAAUUUAUUGGCACUUACAAUGGGUGCCAAUUUCCAAACUCGCCUUUUUGCCCAAAUGUAUUUAUAUCAACUUUUAAAAAAGGAUUAUUUUCAAAAUAUAAAUGGCUGUACACAAAUAAUUAAUUCAAUUAAUUUUGCUACUGGAACAAAAUUAACAGAACAUUUAAAUGACAUAAGAGUCCAAAUCAAUAGUUUUAAAAUCGAUUAUAUAAUAGAUAUAAUUCUGAAUGUAACAAAUGCACCAUUUGAUGAAGUUUUCAAUAUUCAUUUAAAGAAUUAUAAUAAUGAUUUAAUAAAAGUCUGUCGUGAAACAUUUAUGAAAAAAUUUAAAGCGUCAACAACAGAGGACAUAUUGCCAAAAAGUUCAUUAAAUGAUCAAAUUCAAAGAAAAAUGAAUCCAGUAAAUGAUCUCACCGAACCGCAUAAUUUAAUCGUUUAUCCUAUUGAAGAAAAACCAGCUGAAAUGUUUGUUAUUGCAAGUCUUAUAGAUAAAUUACCCAACUUGGGUGGUAUUGCCAGAACAUGUGAGGUACUUGGUAUACAGAAUCUUGUUAUGGAUUCUAAAAUGGAUACAAGUAAAAAUGAUUUCAAAAACUUAAGCAUGACUGCCGAAAAAAGCCUAAACAUACUAGAAGUUAAGCCAAAAGAUUUAAAGGAAUUUUUAAUGCAGAAGAAAUUGGAAGGUUAUGCUGUAAUUGGUGCUGAACAAACCUGUAACAGCCAAAACUUUAGUAAUUUUACAUUUCCCCAGAAGUGUGUUUUGUUAUUGGGUCAUGAAAAGGAUGGUAUACCAGCACCUCUGCUUGGUCUUUUAGAUUACGCUGUUGAAAUACCUCAAUUUGGUCAAAUACGUUCCCUAAAUGUUCAUGUAACUGGUGCUUUGUUUAUGUGGGAAUUUUGUAAACAACAUUUGGUACCCCAACAAUAAUACACACAUUGAAGAAUACACCUAUUACAUUUUAAUGUACUUCUCAUAUAUUCCUUUUAAUUCAGUUUUUUAUAUGUAUUCUUAUGUUUUUUUAACAAUAAAUAAUAUUAAUUGUUUUUUUU
Molecule: messenger RNA, 3762 nt
Organism: Lucilia sericata (common green bottle fly)
Lineage: Eukaryota; Metazoa; Arthropoda; Insecta; Diptera; Calliphoridae
Exons: 9
Coding region: 101-3640 (1179 amino acids)
Biological process (GO): tRNA methylation
Molecular function (GO): RNA binding; tRNA (guanine) methyltransferase activity
Source: RefSeq, a predicted model, not a curated record